This is a messenger RNA of Sorex fumeus (smoky shrew), 1065 nucleotides long. It is a transcript of the gene GNAT3, whose product is annotated as G protein subunit alpha transducin 3. Bases 1 to 1065 code for a protein of 354 amino acids. Gene Ontology annotation, molecular function: GTP binding; G protein-coupled receptor binding; GTPase activity. The transcript has 8 exons. NCBI's taxonomy places the organism in Eukaryota, Metazoa, Chordata, Mammalia, Eulipotyphla, Soricidae. Gene Ontology annotation, biological process: adenylate cyclase-modulating G protein-coupled receptor signaling pathway; detection of chemical stimulus involved in sensory perception of bitter taste; sensory perception of sweet taste. The record is from RefSeq and is a predicted model, not a curated record. Gene Ontology annotation, cellular component: photoreceptor inner segment; photoreceptor outer segment; heterotrimeric G-protein complex.
AUGGGGAGUGGAGCUAGUUCGGAAAGCAAGGAGUCAGCCAAAAGAUCAAAGGAACUGGAGAAAAGACUUCAGGAAGAUGCUGAGCGAGAUGCAAGAACUGUAAAGUUGCUGUUAUUAGGAGCUGGAGAAUCUGGGAAAAGUACCAUUGUCAAGCAAAUGAAAAUCAUCCACAAGAAUGGUUACAGUGAGCAGGAAUGCCUGGAGUUCAAAGCAGUAGUUUAUAGCAAUACAUUGCAAUCCAUCCUAGCUAUUGUGAAAGCCAUGAAUACACUUGGGAUUGAUUAUGUAAAUCCCAGAAGUUCAGAAGACCAGCGCCAACUCUAUGCAAUGGCAAAUGCCCUGGGAGAUGGUGGCAUGACUCCAGAACUGGCUGAAGUGAUAAAGCAUCUGUGGAGAGACCCUGGGAUUCAGGCCUGCUUCGAAAGGGCAUCAGAAUAUCAGCUCAAUGACUCGGCGGCUUACUAUCUUAAUGAUUUGGACAGAAUAACAGCUCCUGGGUAUGUUCCAAAUGAACAAGAUGUUCUACAUUCCCGGGUGAAAACAACUGGAAUAAUUGAAACUCAAUUCUCCUUUAAAGAUCUACACUUCAGAAUGUUUGAUGUGGGAGGACAGAGAUCAGAGAGAAAGAAAUGGAUUCACUGCUUUGAAGGAGUUACAUGCAUUAUAUUUUGUGCUGCCCUAAGUGCCUAUGACAUGGUCCUAGUGGAAGAUGAAGAAGUGAACAGAAUGCAUGAAAGUCUUCACUUGUUCAAUAGUAUCUGUAAUCACAAAUACUUUGCAACUACCUCCAUUGUCCUGUUUCUCAAUAAAAAGGAUCUCUUUCAAGAAAAAGUAACCAAAGUGCACCUUAGUGUUUGCUUUCCAGAGUAUACUGGGCCCAAUACAUUUGAAGAUGCAGGAAAUUAUAUCAAGAACCAGUUCUUAGACCUGAAUUUAAAAAAAGAAGACAAGGAAAUUUACUCCCACAUGACCUGUGCUACAGAUACACAAAAUGUCAAGUUUGUGUUUGAUGCAGUUACAGACAUAAUAAUCAAAGAGAAUCUAAAAGACUGUGGGCUUUUUUAG